This is a messenger RNA of Bursaphelenchus okinawaensis, 5827 nucleotides long. The record is from the annotation of a GenBank genome assembly. NCBI's taxonomy places the organism in Eukaryota, Metazoa, Nematoda, Chromadorea, Rhabditida, Aphelenchoididae.
AUGAGUUUGCCAGAAUUGAAGAAUCAAGGUUGGAACAUUGAUGAAUCUGCCUUGACUAAAGUGGCAGCGGAUUCAGAAGCCGAAGAUGUUAUAGUAAAGGGAGGAAAUGCGUUGUACACGUUUUUACUUGACGUGAGUUGUUUUAAGUAGCUUUUGUAUUAGAUCUGCACUUUAUAUUAUUGUAGAUUUAGUUAUAAAAUUAAAAAUUUAGAUGAUUUUUUCACUUAAAAAUGAUCAUUUUAGACUGACCUCCGUCAAAUCUCCUCCCCAGGAAUAGCCAAUGCUUCCACUGCCAAAAAAGAGCUUCAAGGGCCAAUAGUACUACAAUUAGUAUCAUGGAGGAAUGUUUCAUACCCAGAAGCCUCGAAACACGACGGAAAUAAUGGACUUUGUGUAAUUCGCCUUACAGAUGGACAUCAAGCUGUCAAAGCUCUAUUAUUUGAACCUAUAUCAAAGCUGGAUGGUAGCACACCUAGAGGUACUAAGGUUAUGAUAGACGGAAAGGUUAAAAUGGAAGCUGGAUUUCUGAUGCUGAACAAGAAGAAUAUUACAGUACUUGGUGGUACUGUUGAAGAAUUGGUUGAGAAGUGGAAGGUUGAAAAGGUAAUUUUGGUUAUUUAUAAUUAUUUUUGACUUUUAGGUAUUUUAUCUACGUUAUGGUAGCAUUUUUGGGCAAAAAUAUUGUAAAGGCAGUAUAAUAUAAUUAAAAGUGGUUUUAGUUUGGAGGCAGGACAGGAAAAGGAGCCACAAAUGCCCCAAAAUGGGUACCAUUCGGCAAGAACAAGGUAACGAACUUGCUUUAAUAUAUUGUUCUACAUUUUAUUUGUAUAUGUUAUGGUCUUAAUGUGAUUAUUCCUUCCUAUAAACCAAAAAUUACAGAAGGUUGACCUGAAGAUAGAUCGCAACUUCAGAGCGAUGAAAGUCGUUGGCAAAACGGGCGAGAAUGAAGCAGAAGAUGAUGAGAAAACGGCCCAAUUCAAGGCUCAAAGAAUGGCACAAAUUGAAGCAUUAGGCGUGGCGGCGAAAGAUGAUGUUGUAGAAGAAGUGGAGAAGAAGGUGGAUGAUCUGAGGAUAAGUGAUAUUCUUAAUGAACAAAACAAGAUCAAGAAGAGCUAUGGUAAUGAUAGGAACGAGAGAAGUCAAGGCAGAGGUCGAGGAGGAAAGGAACAAAGAGAUCAUGGAGAGAAGAGAGAGUAUGGAGAAAGAAGAGAGCAUGGAGAAGGUAGAGAGAGGGAUAGGAAGAGAAAUGAUAGAAAAGACAACAAAAAAUCAGCUCCAUUGGUGUAUGAAUCGUCUCGUAAUACCUAUGAUAAUGCUCACAGCUCGUCACAUUUUGUACCAAGAGAUGGGCAAGGUAGUGGGUCAUCAAGGGGUCGAGGAAGAGGUCGUGGUAGAUCGGAUAACCAGAAAUCUUAUCAACCACGGGAAGAAGGAUAUAGUGGUGGUUUUGGGCCAAACAGCUUCAGAGCAAAUGAGGAUUCCGGAUAUCAGGGAAGUAGACAAGCUUCUGGAUAUCAAGGGCAAACUCAAGCUUCAGGGUAUCAAGGACAACAUCAAGGUGCUGGAUAUCAAGGGCAAAGUCAAGGCUCGAGAUAUCGAAGUGAUAGACAAGAUUCACGGAACCAAGGGCGACAACAAAACUCAGGUUAUCAAGGAGGUACACAAGAGUUCAGUGGUAGGCCAAGUGGCCAAUCAAGUUCAAGAGGUUCAAGGCCGCAAGCUAGUCGGGGAGGGUCUUCAAGAGGUACCAGAGGACAACGUGGAAGUCGAGGAGGAAGAAGUGACAACAAUUCUGGACCACCUUCUAGUCAACCAGUUUUUAAUUUGGCUGAUUUUCCUGCCUUAUAAACGUAAUAUUAACGUUGUUUUUUGUUUUAAAACGGGAUUAAAAUGCUUUUUUUAAAUAAAGUUAGCUAAAUAUAUUGUGAAUUGAAACCAUAUUUUGUUAUUUUAUUGUUAAGAGGAUAUUUGUUGGAAAAUUUUAACAAAGAUGAAUUUUUUUGCAACACUUUUUAGGAUCAAUCCUUUUGUAUUGGUUUUUAAUGAGGUCGUAUAACAUGUCCACGGCUUUAUCACUGAUUUUUUUGCAAACCUUAUUCAAUAGGGAGGGGGACCAGGUUGCAAAUGCUCUGAAUAGGUCUCUUGCGGGAAUAGGUCACCCUCAAAAAUGGGUCACCUUACUGAAUAGGUCACCUCGGUGUAAUUUAAAAAAAAUUGUUAAACUUGUACUGUAAAAACCAAAGUUGCCUAAAAUAACCAAUGUUUAUGUCGAUUUUGAUUAAUUUAACCAUGAUAUUUCAAUAUAUGAGAAUGUUUUAUAAAUUUUUUUACCUUGCGAACUGUUACUGUAAUAAAGUUACAGUAAGCUACAGUAAAUGUUAAAGUUGGCUAAAAUAGCCAAUAUGUAUGUCGAGUUUGACUAAAAAUGUAUAUUUUUUUUACAAAAUUUAUUAAGACAUUUAAGGCUAUAAAUCCGGCUUACUAUAUUAGAAAACGAACUUCCAACACCACUUUGAUGGCCAAUGUUUUGAACUAGUGAUUGUUUUGGUCGUUGAUCUUCUUGAUUUCCAUCAGUCCGAUCUGAAAGUUUUUGUUUGAGUUAAGGAGCCUAAUAAGAAUAAAUAAGCUUACCAAGAUCAUGUCUACAAUUCCUAAUAAGCCUAAAUUUACUAAACUUUAGCUUUUUGAGCUUAAAAUUUCUAAGCAAGCUUAAAUAACCCCGACUACUAGUCUUUUUAAUCUUAGCUUACUAAACCUAAACUUAUUUAGAACCUGUCGUUAUACUUACUGGUAGGCAUGAAUCUAACCCUAACUUCCAAUGAUCCUUCAGUAUUUCUGAUUCCGGACGUUUUGCUUCUUGAGUAAUAGUCAACAAUGACAAAAGCGUCCAGGGCUUGAAGUAGAUUUGAUGAUCCUUCUCCAAAGUUUUGUAGUGUCACGGUGAAAUGGAUCAACCUCUGUGGCCACAUUUCCAUUGGCGAAGCUGGUACUACGUGGAAUACAUUGGGUUGUGACGACGUUGCGCGCAAUGUUAUUGUUUCAGAAUGGUUGUUCAGAAGCGAGAAUUUGACAGUCUUUUUCGUACUGUACGGACCGUAAAAUUUCAGAGUUCUCGGAUUUGCAAUGACGUCCUAUAAUACGCUCAAUUAAUUCUUUUACUAUAUUCCGAAAAAAAUACUGGGGUACUAAAAAUAAGCCCAAAAAGCCCUUAUCCUGCUUUCCCUGAGCUUUCUAAGCAUAAGUUAACUUAAUUCUGAAAUGUAAAAGUGAUAAAAACUUACCGGCAUGAAUGCAGGGAGACAACAAUGAAAAAAAGCCAAAAUCGACCGCCGUAAAUUCUUUACCCUCCGCGAAAUGAGGAUCCCCGUUUCUAAAUGCAGAACCCGAAUGAAUGAGCUUUUUAUUUCGAAUUUUCAAAUUCGUUUUUCUAUAAAAAUUCGAACUUUGAAUUUUUAUUUUGAAAAUUUCAAAUUUAAAAUUUUUGGAAUUUUUGAAUUUUGAGGCGUUGCGAGUUCAAAAUUCGCUUUAGAAAAUGAAAGUGGAUUUCAAAUUAAAUUUUUGUCAUUUUAGGUAUGAGUUUGCCAGAAUUGAAGAAUCAAGGUUGGAACAUUGAUGAAUCUGCCUUGACUAAAGUGGCAGCGGAUUCAGAAGCAGAAGAUGUUAUAGCAAAGGGUGGGAAUGCGUUGUACACGUUUUUACUUGACGUGAGUUGUGUUACAGAGCUUUUUAUUAGCUCUAAACUUCAUAUUAUUUUAUAUUUAAUCAAAAAACUUGGAAAUUUAAAUAUUUUAUACUGGUUUUUUAUUUUUGGUUUUUAGGUAUAUUAUCUGUGUUAUGGUUGCAUUUUUGGACAAAAUGUUGUAAAAGAAUGUUAUGUAAUGUCAAGUUAUUUUAGUUUGGAGGCAGGACAGGAAAAGGAGCUACAAAUGCGCCAAAAUGGGUACCAUUUGGCAAGAACAAGGUAACGAACUUAGUUUAAUAUAUUGUUCUACGCUUUUUCUUGCCUAUGGUAUUUGCUUAAUGAGAUUUUUUCUUCAUUAAAACCAGCUAUUUCAGAAGGUUGACCUGAAGAAAGAUCGCAACUUCAGAGCGAUGAAAGUUGUUGGCAAAACGGGCGAGAAUGAAGCCGAAGACGAUGAGAAAACUGCUCAAUUCAAGGCUCAAAGAAUGGCACAAAUUGAAGCAUUAGGCGUGGCGGCGAAAGAUGAUGUUGUAGAAGAAGUGGAGAAGAAGGUGGAUGAUCUGAGGAUAAGUGAUAUUCUUAAUGAACAAAACAAGAUCAAGAAGAGCUAUGGUAAUGAUAGGAACGAGAGAAGUCAAGGUAGAGGUCGAGGAGGAAAGGAACAAAGAGAUUAUGGAGAAAGAAGAGAGCAUGGAGAAGGUAGAGGGAGGGAUGGGAAGAGAAAUGAUAGAAAAGAUAACAAAUCAGCUCAAUUGGUUUUUGAGUCGUCACGUAAUACCUAUGAAUGCUCACAGCUCGUCACAGUUUGUACCGAGAGAUGGACAAGGUAGAGGAGCAUCAAGAGGCCGAGGAAGAGGUCGUGGAAGAUCUGACAAUCAGCAAUCUUAUCAACCACGGGAAGGAGGAUAUAGUGGCGGUUUUGGGCCAAAUAGCUUCAGAUCAAAUGAGAAUUCCGGAUAUCAGGGAAGUAGACAAGCUUCUGGAUAUCAAGGGCAAACUCAAGCUUCAGGGUAUCAAGGACAACGUCAAGAUUCUGGAUAUCAAAGACAACAUCAAGGUGCUGGAUAUCAAGGGCAAAGUCAAGGCUCGAGAUAUCAAAGUGAUAGACAAGAUUCACGGAACCAAGGGCGACAACAAAACUCAGGUUAUCAAGGAGGUACACAAGAGUUCAGUGGUAGGCCAAGUGGCCAAUCAAGUUCAAGAGGUUCAAGGCCGCAAGCUAGUCGAGGAGGGUCUUCAAGAGGUACCAGAGGCUCCAGAGGACAACGUGGGAGUCGAGGAGGAAGAAGUGACAACAAUUCUGGACCACCUUCUAGUCAACCAGUUUUUAAUUUGGCUGAUUUUCCUGCCUUAUAAACGUAAUAUUAACGUUGUUUUUUGUUUUAAAACGGGAUUGAAAUGCUUUUUUAAAUAAAGUUAGCUAAAUAUAUUUUGAAUUGAAAUCAUAUUUUGUCAUUUUAUUGACCAGUGGUUGCAAAUGCUCUAAAAAUUAAUUUUUUUUGGGAAUUUAGUCAAAAUUAAGUAUAUUAGCAUUUAAAAGUAUAUGAUAAUUCCAAAAAUAUUGAAAUUGAAGAAAUUUUUAAGACCCGAGGGCUCUUUUUUAAAUUUAAACUUUUUUAAAAGGGAGGACUUUUUUACAAAAAAAUUCUUUUGGGUAUUGGCUAGCCUUAGCCACUACAACAAUACAAUAUAAAGUACAAUUAGGCACUAUCUUACCUUAAUUUGGAUUUCAAUUGCUGCUUCGUCAUGUUGAUGACAUCAGUCAGUUCAUGUUUUAACUUAUUGAACAAGCUCUUACAUGGGCUACAUAAAAGAUGUAAGCUAAUAGUAUCAUUCUUCUCAAUGUGGUCUUUCUCAAUAACAUGUUUAGUGUCUAGAAUGUCUUCAACUUUAUCAUUCUUUGUCAUUUUACCAUAUUUUGUCACAAAAUGCUUGUCAUUAGCAGCAGCAUCAUUAGUUUUAAAAAUAUUAGCGUGGUUUACUGCAGAUUUCUCAACCUUAGUCUUGAUUUGAUCAUUGACAAUACUAUUUUUAAUAAUAGUAUUAACAUGUUGAUCAACCUUAUUUAAAAUUUUGCCAGAGUCAAUACUAAAAUGGCUUUUAUCAAUAGAUUCACCAAUUCUAGUUUUAGGUACGAUAGAUUGA